Phacochoerus africanus (Common warthog) is the source of this 2599-nucleotide messenger RNA. It is a transcript of the gene WRNIP1, whose product is annotated as WRN helicase interacting protein 1. The transcript has 7 exons. Gene Ontology annotation, biological process: DNA-templated DNA replication; regulation of DNA repair; DNA repair. Gene Ontology annotation, cellular component: nucleus. NCBI's taxonomy places the organism in Eukaryota, Metazoa, Chordata, Mammalia, Artiodactyla, Suidae. Bases 233 to 2149 code for a protein of 638 amino acids. Gene Ontology annotation, molecular function: DNA binding; single-stranded DNA helicase activity; ATP hydrolysis activity. The record is from RefSeq and is a predicted model, not a curated record.
CGUGAGCCGUGGCCAGCGGCGGCCGGGCGAACCUCCACGGACUCCCCUUCCCGGCGCACCGCGCGAGGCGCCGGGGCCGCCGGCCGAGGGCGGGCCGACGCGGGCAGCCCCGGACGUGAGGCAUGAGCGGCGCCCUCCCCCGGCCCGCGCGCGUCCUGCCGCCUCCCCGAGCGAGGGUCGCGCGGCGCGGGGCCUAGCGGGGCGGCGCGGGGUGCGCGGCGCGGCGGCCGCCAUGGAGGUGAGCGGGCCCGAGGACGACCCGUUCCUGGCGCAGCUGCACCGGGUGCAGUGCCCCGUGUGCCAGCAGGCCAUGCCCGCCGCGCACAUCAACUCGCACCUGGACCGCUGCCUGCUGCUGCACCCGGCGGGGCACGCGGAGCCCGCGGCCGCGCCGCCCCGCGCCAAGCGGCGCCGGCCGUCGGAGAGCUCGGCGCUCAAGCAGCCGGCCACGCCGACGGCGGCCGAGAGCAGCGAGGGCGAGGCUGAGGAGCCGGACGACGGCGGCGAGACCGAGAGCCGCGAGAGCUACGACGCGCCGCCCACGCCCAGCGGCGCGCGCCUCAUCCCUGACUUCCCGGUGGCGCGGCCCGGCAGCCCGGCCAGGAAGGGCGCGGGGCAGCGGCCGGCGGCGGCGGCGGGCAGCGCGUCCCCGCGGAGCUGGGACGAGGCGGAGGCGCCGGAGGAGGAGGAGGCGGCGGGCGACGCGGACGGCGAGGAGGACGCAGGCCGCUGGGACGCGGAUGCCGCCGCCUUCGGGGCCCCCGGGGGCCGCCCGCACGCCCGGGCGCCCGCGGCCGAGGAGGUGCGGCAGAUGCUGGAGGGCAAGCCGCUGGCCGACCGGCUGCGGCCCGACACGCUGCAGGACUUCGUGGGGCAGGGCCGCGCCGUGGGGCCCGAGACGCUGCUGCGCUCGCUGCUGGAGGCCAACGAGGUGCCCUCGCUCAUCCUUUGGGGGCCGCCGGGCUGCGGCAAGACCACGCUGGCUCACAUCAUCGCCAACAACAGCAAGAAACACAGCAUAAGGUUCGUGACCUUGUCGGCAACGAGCGCCAAGACAACCGACGUGCGCGACGUCAUCAAACAGGCUCAGAACGAGAAGAGCUUUUUCAAGAGGAAAACCAUCCUGUUCAUUGAUGAGAUUCAUCGAUUCAAUAAAUCUCAGCAGGACACGUUCCUUCCUCACGUGGAGUGCGGGACCAUCACCCUGAUCGGGGCAACCACGGAGAACCCCUCCUUCCAGGUCAACGCCGCUCUGCUGAGCCGCUGUCGGGUGAUCGUUCUCGAGAAGCUUCCCGUGGAGGCCGUGGUGACCAUCCUCAUGCGGGCGAUCAACUCCCUGGGGAUCCACGUCCUGGACUCCAGCCGCCCCGCCGACCCUCUGAGCCACAGCAGCAACAGCAGUUCCGAGCCCUCCGUGUUCAUAGAGGACAAAGCCGUGGACACGCUGGCCCACCUCAGCGACGGGGACGCCCGGGCUGGACUCAACGGGCUGCAGCUGGCGGUGCUGGCCAGGCUCAGUGCCAGGAAGGUGUUCGGGAAGAAGACCGGGCAGACCUACCCUCCCGGCCGCGUCCUGGUCACUGAGGGUGACGUCAAGGAGGGCCUCCAGCGCUCUCACAUCCUCUACGACCGUGCAGGAGAGGAGCACUACAACUGCAUCUCGGCGCUGCACAAGGCCAUGCGGGGCUCCGACCAGAACGCCGCGCUCUACUGGCUGGGCCGCAUGCUGGAGGGCGGCGAGGACCCGCUCUACGUGGCCAGGCGGCUCGUGAGGUUUGCCAGCGAGGACGUGGGUCUGGCAGACCCGUCUGCAUUAACCCAGGCUGUGGCCGCCUACCAGGGCUGUCACUUCAUCGGCAUGCCCGAAUGCGAGGUGCUCCUGGCCCAGUGUGUGGUCUACCUGGCCCGAGCCCCCAAGUCCAUCGAGGUGUACAGCGCCUACAGCAACGUCAAGGCCUGCCUGCGGAGCCACCAGGGGCCCCUGCCCCCCGUCCCGCUGCACCUGCGCAACGCGCCCACCAGGCUCAUGAAGGAUCUGGGCUACGGCCAGGGCUACAAGUACAACCCCGCGUACAGUGAGCCCGUGGACCAGGAGUACCUGCCCGAGGAGCUGCGGGGAGUGGAUUUCUUUAAGCAGCGGAGGUGCUGACUCGGGGGCUGAGGCCGAGGAGGAUGCGUCCUUUCCUGGGGGGCCAGAGAGUCACUGGAUUGCGAGGUGGGUGGCCUGGUGGAAGUGACGGCCGCCCCACGUUUGUGCUGGGAGGGUAGGAGGCCUGGUGGGGGCACAGCUGCUGCAGCUAAGCGUGUGGCGUUGAAAUUGUGUUCAGUUGCACCCUGCGCGGUGUCAUGCUCGUGAGACGACCUGGCAGCUCCGUGCAGUCGUUUAAUGUUGUGAGGAGUUACCUAUCUUGUCAUGGAGUUUAAGUCACGACGUCACUUCAGAAUUCGGUUCCGUAGGUUUUCUUUUCCUUUAAAAGAUGUAUAUUCUAGGUAGUUUCACUUGGUAAAAAUAUGUAAUUGUGAUUUAAUACUGCAUAGUGUUUUGGGUAUUUUUUUUAUAUGCAAAGGUCUUAUGAGCCAAUAAAACUAUUUCAAAGUA